AUGGCUACUGCUUUUCCUUCUGAUGAUGGGGACCAUCGUAAUGACUUUGACUCAUCAACAAGAGAAUCUGAUGAAGUCAGAUCAAUGCACUGUGAAGACUGUGAAAAAGAUUUAGGGACUUUCAUCACAGCCAAUGGAUUUUGCGUUCUGUGUUAUAAAUUUUUGUGUUCAACAUGUGUGAGAUACCACAACAAACAGUUUCCAAAACACAAACUGCAAGACAGCUCAAUCAUGCCACAAGAUUACUGUUUUGACAAAUGUCCAAAGCAUCCAAGAGAAAUUCUUAAAUUUUACUGCAACAACUGUGAACUGGAAAUUUGCUCACAAUGCAAAGUUGAGGAUCACAGUUGGAUUCAAUGCCUUGAGGUUUUUCAUAUUCCUACAAGUCUGCAUUCUGACCAGAUGACUAAUGAACUAAAGGAGGUUACUCAGUCUAUGGGCAUUGCUUUUGAUAAACUAGCUGUAAGAAGGGAAAAUACUAAAAGAAAUUUGAUCAGAGUACAAACAAAUAGAGAUGAAGUUGAUGAAGCAAUAGAAUCACACAAAUAUGACCUAAUAUAUUAUACUAAUGUCAAAUAUAAAGAAUGGCUUCAACACAAAGAAAGGGAACAAUCUGAAGAAAUCAAAGCCUAUGAAAAACGAAGAGCUGAAAUAAUUGCCAGGUUAGAUAAAGAAAAAGAUGAUCUACUUGAAAGGCAUCAGAAAGAAGACAAUUCAUUGAAAGAAAAGCUAAAGAAUCACAAAGCUGAAAUACUGCAACAAAUUGACACUCAAGCACAGAACUUGCACAAGAUGAAAGAAAAUGAUGUUCACAAACUUGAACUUGUUUUAUCAGAUUUUGAUAAAGCCGAAGCUAAAGUUAAAGAACUGGAAAUGACUAUUGAAAAGAACAAAAUAACUGGUGAAAAAUGCAAACUUUUUGUUGCUGUGAAAAAAGUUAUAUCAGAAAUGAAAAGGUAUAAUUUGUCAGAGGAUAAAAACUUCAAUAAAGAAAGCGAAAUUGUCAUCCAUCAGUUCCUAAAGAAAAAUAAUAAUAUUAAUUUACGGUUUCCAGAAAAUGAAAUUUCUUUUGGUUAUCUUCAGGAUCUAUCUAAAACAAUAGUACGUUUUGUACAAGAAGACGAAAUUCAAUUAAAACCAUGCAGCAAAGACAAUGUCAUUGGAUAUAAAAUGUGUAAAACUAGAGAUCAUUUAGUAAUUGUUGAAGAGGAGAAAUUUGACAUAAAGCUGGUAAAUUUGAGAGACAAAAAUGUGAAAUCUUCAAUGCCUCUUCCUCACAAGCCGUAUGAUGUGACAAAUGUAGAUACAAAUGAUUUUGCUACAACAUUGACAUCUGCCAAGAAAAUCCAGGUUCUGACCAUAACAAGGCAAGGAGACCUUUCACUGGUCAACAACAUUCAUAUUGGCAAGGAAUGUUAUGGUAUUGGCUACAUGAAGCCAUAUCUUAUUGUGGCAUGUCAACAUCCAGGAAGUGUUGAAAUUUUACUUCGGAAUGGGGUCCACAUAAAAUCAUUGAUAAACUUUAAUAAUCCUCUACAUGUAUUGGUAGACCAGAACAAUUGUGCAUUUUAUAUAACAGACAAAAUCAACCCUAAAACAGAGACUAUCAAAAAAAUAAAUUAUUCAUUGAAGAUUGAAACUGUCAGUGAAAAACUUUAUUGUUCACCAAAUAAUCAUAGCAGUUUAUUUGUUGAAAACAACGGGUUUGUCUAUAUGUUUGAAAGUCAAGCUUAUCUUGGUUUUUUGAAAGAGGGAGGAAAACUUUUUUUCAAAUUUUCCAAAGACUUGCAAAGAAAAGCAAGCAUAGACUCAGAAAUGUUAACAGAUCAAAUUGUAGGUACUUUCUUUUGUAGAGAAGACAACAAACUUUAUGUGGGAAACACACAGGGCGAGAUAAGUAAAUGGAGCAGUAUAUCAUUCUUUUCCAGGAACUCUUAGGGAUUUUUUUUAAAGAUGGAAUAUGAACAUUAAAAGAUAUGAAAAAAGGCCAACAAAAUAUUAUAGAAACAAUAUUUUGUUGUAUCUUAUAACCCUACUUGAUCUAAUCCGUUUUGCCCUUUAAAUCAUGUGCCAAACUCAAAACCUCUGAAAAAUAUAUAAUACUCAAAAUAAAAUAAAUAGUAACAGUCACAAUGGAUUCCCAUGGCCAAAACAUAUGAAAUAUGUUAUAACUGAACUCUGGAUUAUAUAUUUUGUCUUGUAAGAAAAGGUAAAAGCAGUAGAUUAGUCUUUAGUUCAAACAUAUUUUAAUAUUUGAAGUUGAUUGCCAAACAUGUUCUUGCACAUUAUAUUAAUCAUUUUCUAGUCCACUUCCUGGAACUAACCAGCCCUGGUGUCAUAUGAAGAAACAUGGUCCUUGGAAUAAGAGGUAGACACCUUAACCACUAUAGGUCACCACUCCUGAAAAAGUUACCAAGCCAAUUUUAAACUAGAAAUGUGUCCAUAGGACACUAAUAUGUGCCCCCCAUCCCACAUCAUUUAGCUUUAACAGUGUCAUAUUUACAUAUAUUUCAUCAAGAUACUAUAAGGUCUUAUAUCAAUAAGUAAUUUUUUUGUGACGUGAAAAUACACUGGCACCCUAUUAUAAUAGGUUCAUUUGAAGUUCUCAACAUGUGAUAUUAACAUGUUAUAAUGCUCACCUUGAGAUCAGAUUGUUAGCAGGUAGAAUUUUAUCAUUUACCCCAAUCCAGUCAAUUAAAGGAAAAGAAUUCUAUAAGACUUGGCUUUCAUUCUCAUCCUUUUCCAUUGUGUAAAAAUAUUGUGUUUGUU
Messenger RNA from Ruditapes philippinarum (Manila clam), 2769 nucleotides. RefSeq lists its product as uncharacterized. Gene Ontology annotation, molecular function: zinc ion binding. The transcript has a single exon. The record is from RefSeq and is a predicted model, not a curated record. Bases 1 to 1938 code for a protein of 645 amino acids. Lineage: Eukaryota; Metazoa; Mollusca; Bivalvia; Venerida; Veneridae.